Molecule: messenger RNA, 684 nt
Organism: Symbiodinium necroappetens
Lineage: Eukaryota; Dinophyceae; Suessiales; Symbiodiniaceae
Source: the annotation of a GenBank genome assembly
AUGCCACCUGCUGGUCAGGUGGUGACACUCCCUGCAUUUAUGGCGCCACUUGGGUCGUUGCAAGUGCCGGCAGGGAGGACGAUGCUCACAAGCCCCGGGCGCAGUGCAACAGAUGGGCGCGCCUCUCCGGCCGGCGUCGGUUCCGGAUCCCUGCACCCCACGCCCAGCCAACCCAACGGCACGAUGCUCACAAGCCCCGGGCGCAGUGCAACGGAUGGGCGCGCCUCUCCGGGCGGCGUUGGUUCCGCGACUGCCGGAUCCCUGCAUCUCCCGCCCAGCCACCCGAACGGCACGAUGCUGACAAGCCCCGGGCGCACCAUAAUAACUAAUGGGCACGCCUCUCCGGCUGGCGUGGGUUCCCUGCACCUCCCGCCCAGCUAUCCCAACGGCCUGGCGAGUCCUGGAGGCCUUCUGCCACCGCCGACAGCGAAGUCUCCGCCACCGAGUCAAACUCAAGCAGCACAGUCGCCCCAUCAGUUUGCUGCCAAGCUGCCGGCACACCCAGCGACUUUCGUUGGCACUCCUCCCCGUGCGGUCGGAGGCACAGGGCCCGUGCUUUAUCCGGGAAGCCCUGGACAGCUCAGCCCAUCGACUGGAAGUUUGGUGGCACCUCCUGCUUUGCUGUCGCCACAGAGCUUCAGCUUGACCGUCAAUCCAGCCCAGGCCUUCCGCCUAGAAAGCUGA